Scaptodrosophila lebanonensis is the source of this 890-nucleotide messenger RNA. Its product is annotated as RNA transcription, translation and transport factor protein. Bases 58 to 807 code for a protein of 249 amino acids. Gene Ontology annotation, cellular component: tRNA-splicing ligase complex. The record is from RefSeq and is a predicted model, not a curated record. Gene Ontology annotation, biological process: tRNA splicing, via endonucleolytic cleavage and ligation. NCBI's taxonomy places the organism in Eukaryota, Metazoa, Arthropoda, Insecta, Diptera, Drosophilidae. Gene Ontology annotation, molecular function: RNA binding. The transcript has 3 exons.
GCAGCUCCAGUUGGAGAACUGAUUUUAAAUUGUUAAGUCUUGUAUUAAAAGCGCAACAUGCUGAAAUUAAAGCUGGAGGCAUUGGGGCAUCCAACACCCAAUGAUGUGGUGCUGAGCAACCGCAAAGAAUUCGCAAGCACUGUGCUUUGGCUGGAAGAUCAAAAGAUUCGUCUAUAUACGAUUGAAGAUCGGGCAAUGCUACGCAAUCUGGAUGACAUGAAGGUGUGGGAGGAAGGUUACAAGAAAUAUUGUGCAGACUUAAAUAUGCCGUCGUUGGAAACGCAAAUCGAACAACUCACCUGGAUGCUGGGUCAUGCAAUACGCCUAGAGUUUCUCGACGAUCCAGGACAAUAUGAGGCAUUUAAUUCGGAGGAAUGGGGGAAGCAAGAUAACAAAAAGAAGCUGACACCAGCGCCUAAAAUUCAAGCUAUUUUCGAUGGCAAAAUAAAUGUUCAAGACAAGGACUUCAUUUCUGGCGUACGCGCACUGGCUAAUAAACUAAAUGUUCCUCAUCAUCCUAACCAUUUGUUACAACUGGAAGCUGUGGCACGCAUUGUGCACGAACGUCUGUCGCCGGCUGCGAAAAAUCGAAAGCCCAUUACCGGCACUCCGUUCCCUUUCGAGAAGGGCAACGAUAUAGUUUCUGUGAAUGAUCCUGCUCUCGACUAUCCUAUGCGCAUACUGCGCCUGCUACAAAUACAAAGUCUGCGCGAGCUUCAAACCCAAAUCAAUGAGACAAUCGUGUCGGUGCAAGAUUUGACGGCCAACCCAAAGACUGACACCAAGCUGGGAAAAGUGGGAUUUUAAUUGGGGUUCAUGUAUAAAUCUGUUUUUUAUUUUGUUUUUUACAUUUUUUUUUUUAUUGAAAAUACACGUGGGAUGCUUAGCUA